This is a messenger RNA of Physcomitrium patens, 8747 nucleotides long. The record is from RefSeq and is a predicted model, not a curated record. NCBI's taxonomy places the organism in Eukaryota, Viridiplantae, Streptophyta, Bryopsida, Funariales, Funariaceae.
GUGACCCAUCUCUUGCUCCCUUUCCUGUAAUUGCGGCUUUUUUUGACACGUAGGCUCGUGAUUGAGGAUCCUGCCGUGCGGUCAGAUUCAUGUGCAUUGCUUAGAAUCGUUGCCAAUGCGAAUUCCAUCAAUUUGUUGGGCUUUGGUUGCUACUCCAGCGCUUGAAUUGCUGUACUAAUCAACUGGGUUGGAGCGGGUUGAGAGCAGUCGAUUGAUUGAUUGGUCUCUUCGGGGCGUCGUUGCUGCCACGUGUGUUCGAUCGGAUCGAUGAGUUUGUGUUUGUCGUUUGCAAUGGAUUGAAGGAACCGAGCAUGGUUGGGAGCGAUUUCUCGGUGCGUGAUUGACUGAGUGCUGCAAACGAAGCGCGUGAAUUUGGCUAUAACCUUGGAGGGUUGAGAAAUCAAGUGAAUGGCAUGAGAAGCCUUGGGGGCAAGUCAGUCGGGUAACCGCCUUGCGGCGCAGCAGAAGCCCUGGAUAUUGUGGUUUUGGCAGCGUGCGGAUGAUUACCCCCAAGCCCUUGGCAUGGAGACGCCUCAACUUCUCCUCUCCUCUGCCCGCACGGCCCCAUCGGGCGCUGGGGUCUCAACAUCAUAUCAACAAGACCUUCCGUUGAAUCAUCCUUCACCCAAUCCUCUGGAAGAACCAGAAUAUAUUUGUAGAUACUCAGUCACCAAGCACUCCUGGCGUGGGAAGUACAAGCGCGUAUUGUGCAUCUCUACCACUCAGAUCUUAACCCUCGAUCCUAUCACUCUGGCCACCACGAAUGAGUAUGACAUUGCAAUCGAUUAUGAAGGAGCAGCCCCUGUUGCUGGUGGGCGAGAGGAUCCACUCCAGCAGCAUGCGCUCGAGUUCACCAUCAAUGUCCGCAACGAGGGUCGUGGGAAGUUCAAGCCUAUGCGAUUCUCUUCUAGGUAUCGAGCAGCAAUUCUGACGGAAUUGCACAAUCUUAGGUCACUCAGAAGAUUCCCUGGGGUACCUUCGUCUGCUGCGGAGAGCUCAGACUUUCCUGUUCUUCAUCUGAGACGGCGUGCAUCAGACUGGAGCUCUUUCGUCAUGAGAGUCACAUGGAUCGGUAUUGAAGUGCGGACAACGAGUGGCAGUCGUCAUUGGUGUCUAGAUUACCGUGAUAUGGAUUCUCCAGCCAUCAUAUUGCUUUCAGAUGCCUAUGGCAGGCGUGGCCAGGAAGGUGGAGGGUUUGUGUUAUGCCCGCUGUUUGGUCGCAAGUGUAAAGCAUUUACUGCUGCUGUGGGGGUUUCCAAUUCCGCUAUUUUGACUACCCUGACAAAAAUGGCUAAAUCGUGUGUUGGGAUUUCACUUAACGUUGACUCAACACAAUCAAUGAGUGCUCAAGAAUUCUUGAAGCAAAGAGCGAAGAAUUCAGUAGGCGCCGAAGAAUCACCCGUGGGAGAGUGGUCAGUAACAAGGAUACGUACAACUGCACAUGGCACAGCUCAAUCUGGUAUUUUGCAGAUCCUGUAUGGGAUCAAAGAUUUUGGUGGAGCCAGUGAAUCUGUGUCAAGGCAGCUAGUUCUGACGAAAAGUUCAUUGGUUGAAAGACGGAAGAACAAUUAUGAGGCGGUCAUUGUCCGAUCUUUAUCUGCGGUGGCUGGUCUUGUUCGGUUUGCUGAGGAACCCCAAAUGUUUGCGAUUGACUUCAAUGAUGGUUGCCCUCUUCAUGUCUAUUCAAGCACAUCACGGGAUAGUCUCUUGGCAGCAGUUCGGGAUACCAUACAGACGGAGGGUCAACGUCCUAUUCCCAUGCUGGCUAGAGUAAUCAUGCCAGGCCACCGACUUGAUCCUCCCUGUGGGCGCGUGAUGCCACCUCCCUCACCAGUUGCUGUAAGUGGUCCCCAUCGUUUGUUUGCUGAUGUGGAAGGGGAGGCUCUCCAUGUAAAGCAUCUCUCAGCAGCUGCGAAGGAUGCGGUUGCUGAGAAUGGGUCUAUUCCAGGAUCCAAAGCUCGUCUUUGGAGGCGUGUUCAAGAGUUUAAUGCUUGUGUUUCUUACGAAGGUUUACAACCGCAAAUGGAAGUCACUGAUGUUACUCUUAUGACACUGUUGUCGAUGUUGCCUGGUCCAUUAAACCUACCACCUGAUAGCCAUCCUCCUCCUCCGCCAUCUCCUAAAGCAGCGGGCACACUGGUGGGUUUAAUAGCUUGCUUGCGUCGCUUGAUGGGAUCCUCGUAUGCAGCAUCAUUUGUGGCUUCGCUGUCUGUUGCUGCCAGCCGAUUAAUGGGCCUGCUUCAGUCGGGUUCAGAGGCUGUGGCCAUGGAAGCUGCAGGACUUGUGGCGAUGCUUAUUGGAGGAGGGCCUGAUGAAAAUAAUCUGUUGGCAAUGACAAGGGCCGAGAAACAUGCAAGUGUCAUCCUUGCAAAGUCAGCAAUGUUUGGAAGUCAGCGCCAUAUUAUGAUUCUUGUCUAUCGCUUGAAACCAGCAACUGUGUCUCCAUUACUCUCAAUGGCAAUAGUUGAGGUUCUUGAGGCAAUGUUAUGUGAACCCCAAAGUGAGACUACAGACCACCCUACAUUCGUAGAGAUGCUGCGGCAAGUGGCUGGCUUGAAACGUCGGUUGUUUGCUCUGUUUGGGCAUCCUGCAGAAGGAGUCCGUGAAACCAUAGCUGUCAUCAUGAGAGCAAUUGCAGAGGAAGAUGCUGUUGCUGCCGAGUCAAUGAGGGAUGCUUCGUUGCGGGAUGGAGCGUUAUUACGGCAUCUUGUUCAUGCAUUUUUCUUAUCCGCUGGGGAACGGAGGGAAGUCAGCCGGCAGCUUGUUGCCUUGUGGGCAGAUGCACAUCAACCGGCACUUGAUCUGCUCUCAAGAGUGCUACCUCCUGGGCUUGUGGCAUACCUUCAGACACGGUCUACAGAUGAAGACGAAUUUGAUGCUCAAAGUCUAUCAUCGAGCAAUGCCUCAGUCAAGAGAAAGCAACAGAGAAUUCUGCAACGGCGGAAGGGGAGAUUUCCUCGGAAAAGCAACGCAAGCAUUUCAUCAAAUUUACCUAAUCCAUUCUCAGCCCCUGCUCUUGAUGUUGGGAAUGUACAACAACCACAACUAAACGUGAACCAGAAUCUUCCAAGCUCUCAAGGACCAACUGCUUUGUCUUCAGAGGAGAGUGUUCUUUCCAGUACAAAAGUCUUUUCUCCAACUGCAAUUGGUUCUUCACAAGCUUUACCUGCCUUGGCACAACCCAUUACUGCAAAUCCAUACACCAUUGGAGACCAGCAUUCGGGAAGUGAGAUGCUCGGUAGCGAUGCUUCUAGUAUUAAUGAUUCUCAGCCGCCAGUCCCCGCACCUGCCCAGAUAAUAACGGAUAAUAUGACUGUUGGUUCUGGUUGUUUGCUUUCCAACUGGCCGGAAUUGUGGCGUGAAUUUGGCUUCGAUCACUCUCGUGCUGACCUGAUCUGGAACGAACGGACUCGCCAAGAACUUCGGGAAGCUCUUCAAGCUGAAGUUCAUCUUUUAGAUGUGGAAAAAGAACGGACUUUGGAUGCUAGCAUGCUUGGCAGAGUGUCAGUGGCAGGAGAUACUUCCUCUAUGAAAGAGUCCACGAGUCAAAUUUCCUGGAAUUACGCAGAAUUUGCAGUGCAAUAUCCCAGCCUUUCAAAAGAGGUUUGUGUGGGACAGUACUACCUCCGACUUCUUUUGGAAAGUGGGAGUGGAGCUGAACGUUUUCCUCUUCGUGAUCCUGUAGCGUUUUUCCGGGCUUUGUAUCAUCGAUUCCUGUGCGAUGCUGACAUUGGACUUACUGUUGAGGGCUCUGCUAGAGAUGAUCUUGGGGGUGACUGGUGUGACAUGUCUGGUUUGGAUGGUUUUGGAGGAGGAGGGGGAGCUUCGGUUCGGGACUUAUGUGCGAGAGCUAUGACUAUAGUUUAUGAGCAACACCAUCAAACGAUUGGACCCUUUGAUGGGACUCCACAUAUCACUGUGCUACUGGAUCGUACUAGUGACAGGACUUUACGACAUCGAUGCCUCCUCUUGUUAAAGGCUCUUGUGAGGGAACCGGCAAAUGCGAAGUUGUCUGUUGCUGUUGGAGGUUGCGUUCUUGUUGUCGAUCUCCUAACUACCGCGCAUGAAGCAUCAGAAAGAACUGCAAUACCUCUUCAGUCCAAUUUAAUUGCGGCCAGUGCCUUUGUCGAGCCUCAAAAGGAGUGGCAUUAUGUUACCAAGGCCGGAGGCCAAGUGGGGCCCGUGGAGAAAGAUGUGAUUAGGCGUGCUUGGUCGAAACAAGAGAUUGAUUGGGAUUCGAAGUGUUGGGCACAUGGCAUGACGGAGUGGAAACGUCUACGGGAUAUUCGAGAGUUACGGUGGGCGCUUGGAAGUGGGGUAGCAUUAUUGUCUCCUGUGCAGGUGGGAGAAGUGGCGCUGUCUAUCUUGCACAGCAUGGUUGCCGUUCAUUCAGACUUAGAUGACGCUGGAGAGCUUAUUAUACCAACUCCUCGUGUGAAACGCAUCCUUACCAGCCCUCGGUGCUUGAAUCAUAUUGCCCAGGCGAUGCUAACUGGGGAGCCUGCCCUUGUAGAAAAUGCAGCAUCAUUGCUGAAGGCAAUACUAACUAGAAAUCCCAAGUCAAUGGCACGCCUGUACAAUACUGGCGCCUAUUAUUUUGCUCUGGCGUACGGUGGCUCAAACUUGGAUUCUGUUGCACAGCUUUUUUCUGCUACCCAUACUUACCAGGCAUUUCAUGGGGGUGCUGAUGCAGCCAUGUCGUCCUCACUUCCAUUGUCUAAAAGGAGUGUAUUAGGGGGUCUUUUACCAGAGAGUCUGUUGUACGUUUUGGAGAGAAGUGGUCCAUCUGCAUUUGCGGCUGGACUAGUUGCCGAUUCUGAUACCCCAGAGAUCAUUUGGACUCAUAAGAUGCGCGGAGAACGUCUUAUCGACCAGGUCUUUAAACAUCUUGGAGACUUUCCUCAAAAGCUCCCACAGCAUUGUCAUGCUCUGUACGAGUAUGCACCUAUGCCACCUGUAACCUAUCCUGAGCUUCAAGAUGAGAUGUGGUGCCACCGCUAUUAUCUACGCAACCUAUGUGAUCAGAUCCGCUUUCCAUUUUGGCCGAUUGUGGAACAUGUCGAAUUCCUCCAAUCUCUGCUGGCUAUGUGGAGAGAAGAGGUCACUAGGCGACCUUUAGAUCUGUCUGAAGAAGAGGCUUGUUCCAUCCUGGAAAUUUCUUCGGAUGAAGCUGAAACUAGUGGUGAGAAUGGUGAGGGUGGAGAGGAAGGUAAGACAAACACUGUUAAGAUAUUUGGGCGUGUUGAUGAGGAUAUUCUCAAGCGCCAAUACCGGAGGUUGGCCAUGAGAUAUCAUCCAGACAAGAACCCACAAGGCAGAGAUAAGUUUUUGGCUGUUCAGAAGGCCUACGAGCGAUUGCAGGCCACAUUACAGGGUCUGCAAGGUCCUCAGCCAUGGCGGCUUCAGCUUUUGUUGAAAGCACAAUGCAUUCUUUUCGGUAGGUAUGGAGCUGUCUUAGAGCCUUUUAAAUAUGCCGGAUAUCCACUGCUGCUGAACGUGAUUACAAUAGAUCGCGACGACAACACUUUCCUUUCCCCGGAACGAGCUCCACUCCUUGAAGCAGCCACCGAACUAAUUUGGCUUACGUGUUGUUCGUCUGCUUUGAAUGGGGAAGAGUUGGUACGCGACGAAGGUAUAUCUUUGUUGGCCUCUUUACUUGCUCGAUGUAUGAGUGUUGUGCAAAGGACAACGCCUUCAACAGAUCCAGCUGCUGUUAUUGUCAGCAAUAUUAUGCGCACUUUUGCAGGAUUGAGUACAUUCACAAGUGCUCGUCGAGAGGUGCAACAGCUUACAGGAUUCACAAUUGAUGUAGUACACUGUUGCGAACUAGAGUUGGCAACAACAGCAGUUGAAGCUGCUUUAAAAACUGCCGCUCAUCUAGCAGCCUCAUCGAAUCUUCAGGAUGCACUUUUGAAGGCUGGAAUUAUAUGGUACCUGAUACCUCUUCUUUUGCAAUAUGACUCCACAGCGGAGAACAGCUCUGCUACUGGACCUCAGAUCGGGAAUAGUAUUCAAACGUCUAAGAAUAUACAUGCGAUCCUUGCGGUUCGUGCAUUAGCUAGAUUAUCUGGUCUGCUGGAUGAUGAGACCCCUUCCAACGAAAUUGCCGCCAAAUCAUUGCGGAAUAUGCUAACCCCAAAACUUGCAGCCAUGUUGGGUAACGAAUCCCCCAGAGACCUGCUUCGAAACCUCAACUCUAAUGUUGAAUCUGCACAGAUUAUCUGGAAUUCAGCAAUGAGGGCUGAACUGAUGAACUUUGUUGAGAAUCAGCGUAUGUCUCGGCUCUCGGAUGGCACAUAUGAAAUGCAAGCAGCGCAGGACUUCAAAUACAAAGCUCUUAUUAAUGAAUUACAUGUUGGUGAUGUGUACUUGCGAGUCUACAAUGAGCAGCCAGAUUCGGAAAUCACAAAUGAGCAGUACUUUUGUGGGGCUUUAGUAGACUUCAUUAGUAAAAUUAUGGAAGAGAGACGUAAAUUACCAGACGUUGAAGCUCUCCCUGAGUCUGAACCUAUUUCUCAAACUCAGCCAGAAGCUGGAUUAAGUGAAAACCCGACACCUCCAGUUCCGAUCGAGUACCAGUUUGGUGUUGAAGCUCCAACAGAGGAGGGGGAGGAGACAAAAGAAGUUGUUUCUUCAGAAGUUUCUCCUGAUGUCAGUUCAAGUUCUCACGAGUCACCUGGAAAGACUCUUGUCAAGAACCUCACCAUGGCGCUCACAGCUUUGCAGAAUGUCCUGAAUGCAAACUCGGAGUUGACAUCAGUUUUCUCCUCAAAAGAACGAUUAGCACCUUUGCUGAGUUGUUUAUUGGAUACUGGACCCUCCAGCGAUCAAGUACCACAAAUCUGCCUCAAUGUUCUUGCAAAGCUCACCAUGCACACAUCGUGUGUGGAAGCUUUGGCAUCUGAUCGUUCUGCAUUACUUCUCCUCCUCCAGCUGUUGCAUUGCGCUCCUGCUUGCAGGCCAGGCGCUUUAAGAGUUCUGUAUUCACUUGCCAGUACUUCUGAACUUGCUUGGGCGGCUGCCAAGCAUGGGGGAGUGGUAUACAUUCUUCAGCUGAUUCUGCCUGGUCAAGAAGAAGUAUCCGUUCAGACAAGGAUAUCUACGGCGUCGUUAUUAGGAAAGCUUGUGGGACAACCGAUGCAUGGACCUCGAGUAGCCAUAACUGUGGCACGGUUCCUUCCAGAUGGGUUGGUUUCUGCUAUACGUGAUGGACCAGGGGAUGCAGUAGUGGCAGCCUUGGAACAAAGCAGCGAGACUCCAGAGCUUGUAUGGAGCCCCGCGAUGGCUGCUUCACUUGGUGCACAGCUGGCAACCAUGGCAGCUGAUCUGUAUAGAGAACAAACCAAGGGAAAAGUGGUUGAGUGGGAUCUUCCUGAGAAUUCAUCUGGGCAGCAAGUCGUCAAUGAUGAACCUCAGGUUGGUGGAGUGUAUGUCCGCUUGUUCCUGAAAGAUCCAAAAUUCCCUCUUAGAAACCCUAAGCGGUUCUUAGAAGGGUUGCUAGACCAAUAUGUGACAGCGGCGGCAGCUACGCAUGCAAGGGGCGGGUCUCAAGUGGACACACAACUCCCAUUAUUACUCUCUGCAGCUCUAGUGUCACUCUUACGUGUUCAGCCCCUUCUUGCUGACCAUGUAGCUCAUUUAGGUUACGUACCAAAGCUGGUUGCAGCUAUGGCUAACGAGAAUCGUAUAGUCUCGACAGCUUCCUCUCAGCAAGUUUUAGCUAAAAGUGAGAAUCUAGGUGGGGAAAUUCUUUGGGGAGCUGAGGAUGGAGAAGUCUUGUUGGGGAGUCAAACUCCUCAAGAACAGGUUCGGUUAAGCUGCUUGAGGGUAUUGCAUCAGUUGGCUGCCUCUACAGCAUGUGCAGAGGCUAUGGCUACACCUGGAAUGGGCUCCCCCCAGAUUGUAUCACUUUUGAUGAAGGCCAUAGGAUGGCAAGGAGGCAGUGUGCUGGCACUUGAAACUCUCAAGAGAGUAGUUGCCGCAGGCAAUCGCGCUCGUGAUGCACUUGUAGCUCAAGGACUGAAUUUCUUGUUGAUGUGCAGGGUUGGUUUGGUGGAGGUUUUGCUUGGUAUUUUGGACUGGCGGGCUGGAGGAAGAAAUGGUUUAUGUUCUCAAAUGAAGUGGAAUGAAAAUGAAGCUUCAAUAGGUCGUGUUUUGGCCGUUGAGGUUUUGCAGGCCUUUGCUGCGGAGGGUGGGCACUCUGCUAGAGUUCAAACUAUUUUAUCUGCAUCUGAUGUAUGGAGUGCUUACAAGGAUCAGAAGCACGAUCUCUUCUUACCUUCAAAUGCCCAAACUGCCGCAGCUGGUAUAGCUGGUCUUAUUGAAAACUCCUCUGGAGUUGUAAAAUAUGCCCUUCCUCAAUCUUCUCCUCGAACUGCAGUGGUUAGGUUUUCCGACUCUGAUUCCUGACACGAAUUAAGGUAUACAGUAAGCCUUAGCCUCUACCUCUGUUUCCAGCUCCUUAUGGGUUCUCUAUUUGUGUAGAGUGUUGAUUUUGUAUACUUGGAUCUCUUCUAUUUUCAUUUGUAAUCAUUUAGGCUGGUCACCAGUCUGCAAGAUUCGACAGGUUUUUUUUGGUACAUCUUAGAUAGAUGUAGAUUCAGUAGUGGUGGUAUUGAAGUUAGGCUUCAGUAAUUUGUAAUUGGUUCAGCAGGGCGCUUGACGGUAUAUGGCCGUCUUGAACUCCUCACGAGGUUUCGUUGUUUUGCCACAAAUGUAAAUAAAUGUGCACUGUUGCAUUCUCUGAA